This is a messenger RNA of Drosophila mojavensis, 771 nucleotides long. RefSeq lists its product as uncharacterized. Lineage: Eukaryota; Metazoa; Arthropoda; Insecta; Diptera; Drosophilidae. The transcript is spliced from 2 exons. The coding region runs from base 309 to 590 and encodes 93 amino acids. The record is from RefSeq and is a predicted model, not a curated record.
UCGACAUUUCACACAUCAUGUUUUACAGACAUAAAAAACAAAAACAAAAACACAAACACACAAAUACAUACACAUAUUUAUAUAUACAUAUAUAAAUGAAUACCUAAUGAAAAUGCAGUUUCCACUUAAAAUAUUACUUACAAUGGCUGGCGCACUCAUUGCAUUGAAUCUCUGACCGCCCGCAGAAUAGUUUGCCCAGCAGCUGGGCCAGAUCCGUUACUUUGCCCCUAACGGACGCCGUAAGGGACCCCAAGUCAUCCGAUGGCUUCACAGCUGUUACGACUGCUUUAGAGGCUGCCUCUUUACCCAUGGAUCACAUUCGGCGACCCAGAGAGUUGAUGUCGUGCCAAAUCGCUCUAGCCGAUGUCAACGUUUUGCAUAUGCCCUGCGACAUGGAUCUACCGAAUCUGCCCACAUAUAUCGAGACAUUGCCCAACCAAUGCAUUUGCGCCUACAACACGCGCUUCCAUUCCGAGCAGGAAUAUCGCAACUUUAAAAUCUUACAGCUCGAGAGUUUCUUCUUUGGCCAAUAUGCGGAGCGCAUCAAACGCUUCGAGCUGGAUCCCCAUCAAUUCGACUACAGAGUCUGAUCCGUGCACAAAUAAACAAUACAAAAACUAUUAAUCGUGGCUAGGCGCAUAAGAUCAUAAUGUGAUUUAAUGUUGAUUUACUGUAGAUCAGAAGUAGCUCAAAUUGCAAAGUCUUGUUUGCAGUGUAUCGAAAUUUUAUACACAUUAAAUAUAAUAAUAUAUGAUGUUUUUUUUAUUUAAA